Messenger RNA from Amphimedon queenslandica, 1642 nucleotides. RefSeq lists its product as uncharacterized. Gene Ontology annotation, biological process: signal transduction. Gene Ontology annotation, molecular function: protein binding. The transcript has 3 exons. Lineage: Eukaryota; Metazoa; Porifera; Demospongiae; Haplosclerida; Niphatidae. The coding region runs from base 29 to 1396 and encodes 455 amino acids. The record is from RefSeq and is a predicted model, not a curated record.
AAACAGCCUGACAGAGGCUAACACCACAAUGGCUAAAAGAAGAAGUCUUUCUACUACUCCUCCUCUCCCUCCCAACAGCUUGAGCUCAGUUAUGAAUGGUAAACCAACUCUUAAGACUGUGUGUGCUAUAGUGAGGACAAGCAGAUGGCAUCAGUUGGGUAUACAGUUAGGAGUUGAUGAGGAAAUGCUGCAGGAUAUACUGUCUGACAGAUCAGAUAUACAAGAUAAAAGAACACAGAUGUUUCGUCUUUGGAUUGCAAGCCAACCAGGAGCUAGUCACAAUCAACUGGUUGAGGCACUGAGACUCAAAGUAAUAGGAGAGGACAGAAUGGCUCAGGAAUAUGAAGAAAAAGUGAAGGAGGAAGCAUCUAAAACCACAGAAACUACAGAAGGAGCUCAAGUUGUGCAAGCAUCAACAACACCUACUUGGAGCACAAGCACAGCUGUUGCUUUAAUGCAUCAGAAAGCAUUAGAAGAAGAAGAUCUAACAGUUCAAGCUCUUCAAUUGGAAGAAAAAUAUCGCCAGCUCCUUCAGCUGAUACAACAACUCUCACAAAAGGCCAAUGUAGAAAUAGUUAAAAACCAGCUAAUCGAUAUAUUGCAAGGAAAGUGCUUAAAUCAGUCGCAUGGAAUUAGCUCAUACUUGGAACUAAUCGAUAAAAUCGAAAACAUGGACGAAGUAUUCAAGUUCCUCGUUAAAAAUCGUUUCGUUGGUUACCUAAAUUAUUACCUUCUCAAAGAAUUUUCAAGCAAAGUUAUAUGUGGAGAUGGGUAUGAAAUGGCAAAAGCAGAGGUAGUAGAGUACGAGAAGCACUAUUGCCAGUUCAUUGAAAAGCCUGCCUUUUGCCAACUGAUUGAAGUUUUUGAUGAGAACCCUCAACUAAACCCAGGCACUGUCGUAGGACUACCGAUUGUCGUUAUUAGUCUCUCAAAAGAGUGGAAAACUCAAAACAAAAAAGAUCUAAAUGAAUGGUUGCCUUUUCUAGAAGAGAACAAGCACCUACUCCAAAGUAUCGGCUACAAAUGCAUACUAAUUACUUAUGCCAUUUUUCCUGUUCACCUGCUCAAAGUUAUGAGAUUCCUAAGCAAUGAAGAACAAAUGGAAAGGCUUAAAGAAAACGGAAUAACAAUCAAAACUCCUUCAUAUACAAUGGAAAUAGCAGAGAGACUGAGAGAAAAUAUAUCAAAAGAGUGCGUAGGGCUUCAAAAUAAAAUACAAAAUUUUGCACUGCUUGAAAAAGCACAUAGUUGUAACUUUGAGCCAGAAGAACAAUUACCAACAAAUUACUUGUCAGAGGUUCCGUUAAAAGUUUCAUCAAAUAAACCUCUUCAAAAGGCCUUUUCAAGUGGCCGUGAUAGUGGUUACUCUUCACGACAUAAUUCCCCAGCCCAGUGAUGAGACUAUUGUGCACUGUUGUACUAUUGUGCUUUUAGAGCACAAUAGUGCAAGUACAUACAACCAUGCAUGCCUUAGUGUGACUUUUGUGUAAUAAUUAUUCAAAGACAAAUCUUAAGACUUGUAAUUUGCUGCUCAUAAUUUAUUAUUGUUGUUGCUGCUGUUGUUAUUAUUGUUUAUAUUUCACACAUAUUUUCAAAACUGUAAGUACAAAAAAUAUGAAAGUUCAUACUUAUUACAAUGGAA